AUGACGCAAAAGUCCACAUACCAGUCAGGCUCAUCUCCAUGGUCUAAUAUAUUACGCGUACUGACCCGUUUCGUGAUCUGCUCCACCCUCAUUCUGGCUGUCAGUGUGGCUCUCAAGUCCCGCUCUCGUCUCUCCCUCCUCCUCCCCCACCUCUCCUCCAACCAUAAAACAAUCAUGUCUUAUCAACAGGAACGCUACAUUGCCGAGUUGGCUGUCCAGCGGGCAUGUCUUCUGACCCAGAAGGUCUUCUUCGAGAAGGCCAAGGGCACUGUUUCCAAGGAUGACAAGUCUCCCGUCACCAUUGGCGACUUCGGCGCUCAGGCCUUGAUCAUCUCGGCCAUCCGCAAGAACUUCCCCAAUGAUGAGAUCGUCGCCGAGGAGGAGGCUAGCACUCUGCGUGAGGACAAGGACCUUAGCGCUGAGAUCUGGCGCUUGGUUAAGGACAUCAAGUUGGACGAUGAGGAGAGCGAUGACAUUCUGGGUGGACCUUUGGCAAGUGAGCAGAGUAUGCUGGACAUCAUUGAUAGCGGCAACAGUGCUGGUGGUGCCAAGGGCCGCAUCUGGGCUCUUGAUCCCAUCGACGGCACCAAGGGAUUCCUUCGUGGUGGACAGUACGCCGUGUGCCUCGGCCUGAUGGUCGACGGCGAUGUCAAGGUCGGUGCUAUCGGCACUCCCAACCUUCCCGUCGAUGAUGCUGCCACCCUCGACGCUAGCAUCGGUGCCCAACAGGCUGCUACUGCCGGCAAUGGCGUCUUGUUCUCCGCUGUCCAAGGAGAAGGUGCCACCAGCCGUCCUCUGGCUAGCGGUACUCUUGCUACCAGCAAGCCCAUCUCCAUGCGUCCCGUCGCUAAGAUCUCAGACGCUGUCUUCUGUGAGGGUGUUGAGGCUGCACACUCUGCCCAGGGUGACAAUGCCGCCGUUGCACAGCUUCUUGGAAUCACCGCCCCCAGUGUGCGAUUGGACUCGCAGGCUAAGUACUGCUCCAUUGCCCGUGGUGCUGGUGAUGUCUACCUGCGCCUCCCCGUCAAGAAGGACUACCAAGAGAAGAUCUGGGAUCACGCUGCUGGUGACCUGAUUGUGCGCGAGGCUGGUGGCCAGGUGACCGACAUCUACGGCAACCGAUUGGACUUCAGCAAGGGCCGGACCUUGGCUGUCAACAAGGGUGUCGUGGCUGCUCCCAAGGCCCACCAGGACCAGGUUAUUGCUGCCGUCAAGAACGUUUUGAAGCUGUAA
This is a messenger RNA of Penicillium paradoxum, 1233 nucleotides long. RefSeq names its product 3'(2'),5'-bisphosphate nucleotidase. Gene Ontology annotation, molecular function: 3'(2'),5'-bisphosphate nucleotidase activity. The transcript has a single exon. Gene Ontology annotation, biological process: sulfate assimilation; phosphatidylinositol phosphate biosynthetic process. The record is from RefSeq and is a predicted model, not a curated record. Lineage: Eukaryota; Fungi; Ascomycota; Eurotiomycetes; Eurotiales; Aspergillaceae. Bases 1 to 1233 code for a protein of 410 amino acids.